UUGAUCAUCUCAAAACUGUUUCGCUAGUGGAGGUAGAGUUCCAUGGUAUGAAGAGGAAAGAACUACAAGCCAUGUGCAAAAAGCAUGGACUCCCUGCAAAUCUGAAAAAAAUCGAGAUGGCUUAUAGUCUCACUUCUCUUCUCGAGGAUGGAAAGAAUAUGUAUGAGGAUACUACUGACAAGAAAGCUCAAAUGGUUGAGGCUGUUCUUGUUCAAAAAGAGUUAGCUGCCGCAGAAUAUGAUGGUUAUUGCCAAGGCGACCUUGUCAAGGUUACGUUAUCAGGUAACCAGGUGCUAAUCCGUACUGAUAUAACUGAGGCAGCAAUGGAGUUAGGCUCUGAGAAACUUUCACUGCUGGUGACGGAAGCGUACAAGCAUGCAUACGCAAAGAGUGUUGUUGCGGAGGAGGAAGAGAAUGCCGUUGGUAGCAUAAAGGUUAAGAAAGUAAGGUUUAGCCCUGAGUCUGAGAACCAAGUCUUCGAAUUCACUCGCUCUGUUAAGAAACUUCCUAGGCGUAAGGUUGCUAGAAGGUGGUGUAGUAGCCAAGGUGGUGAAAGUAUAGUAGAGCUGAGGCGGUCGAAGCGAACUCUGUCCAAGGGGAUGACAGUAACUGUGUCAGACUCAGUAAGUGGGAUUACUGAGGCUGAGGAUGGACCAUGCAGUAGUUUGGUUGAAGUGCAUAACGUCCCAAGGCGGUCAAUACGACUUGUGAACAAAAAGUAGAUGAUGAUAUAAAAUUUACUUCUCAGCUAACUUUUGUCUUUGUAUCUAGAACAUGCAGCUUCUCACUGGUUUUUAUUUCUUUUUUGGGGGUCAUGAGAAGUAUAAUCGGGUAACGUAUUUCUCUUGUAACCAUUCUCAUUUGGUAAUAUGAGAUUAACAUUAGACAUACAUGUUAUGUGCACACAUGCAU
Messenger RNA from Raphanus sativus (radish), 912 nucleotides. RefSeq lists its product as uncharacterized. The transcript has 6 exons. Gene Ontology annotation, molecular function: DNA binding. The coding region runs from base 48 to 722 and encodes 224 amino acids. Lineage: Eukaryota; Viridiplantae; Streptophyta; Magnoliopsida; Brassicales; Brassicaceae. The record is from RefSeq and is a predicted model, not a curated record.